AUGGCUGUGGCUAUAGGAGAAGCAAGACCCUCUUCGGAUGUUAAUGCUGUGAACCCUCCACCGCUUCAGUCACCGCGUGGAAUCCAGAAACGCGAACGCGUGAACCAGGCGCGGAGACGGAACGGCGCCCUGAGUUCCCACGAGCGCGCAGUUCCGUCGGUGCACGUGUCCCAGGGUGCAACGUCGACGACACGCGAGACAUAUUCAGGGGUGGGGGGCAGGCAGGCAGCCAACCCUGCCUUCGACGGAGCCCUGCCCCUGGGGUCAGAGAGUGCAUCACGACCACGCCUCCGACGGUGCUCUCCAUUGAGGGACGCGGCUGCUUGCGCAGAGGUCUGCAGUAGCGCCGCCGCCUCGAAACUUCCCGGCCCGGCCUCGACCGGCUCGUGUGGGGCCGUCGCGUCCCGCCUGCGGCUGAGCCAAUGGGCUGGGCUGCGUCGGGGCUCACACUGCCCCCUGCGGAGGCGGACCUCGGCGGCGUCGAGCGGGAGCCGAGCGGACUAUGCUAGAGCCCUCGGCGCCGGGGCAGCGGCGGGAUCUGCGCGGGGAUCGUGCUGGUGGUGGCGGUGGUGGGAUCCCAGCCCGGGAGGGGGCGCGCGGCGGGGGUGGCUGGCGCCGAGGCAGAGGGAGAGCUCCCUGCCCGGGCAGGAGGAGCCCCUCGCCGCCGCCGCCAGAGCGCUGGGAGUCGCUGCGGCGGCGCGGAGAGGCGGCCAUGCGGGGGGCUGGCUGCUGCUGGCUUGGUGGGCAGCCCUCCUCAAUAUGGUCCUCGACUUCCACGGCGCCGGCAGCUGCCCGCUCGUCUCCAGCCCGCGGCGCUGCUUCGCGCCGCACGCUCCACGGCAGCUGGGCUCCGGCGGCGCGGCGGCGGCGGCGGCAGCGAUGAUUUCGGGCUCGCUGCACCCGCCCCGCUUAGGGAUAGGCGGCAAGCUCUUGCAAGGGGUCACGGCCAGCCCCGGGGGAGGCGGCCAUGCGGGCAGCGGCAGCGGCGUGGGUAGCGGCGCCGGCAGCAGCAGCAGCCCCAGCCCGGGCUUCGUGGACGUGGGCAACGACACGCAGUGCGGGGAGCAGAUCCUGAGCUACGGCAACGUGGAGAAAGUGGUCAUCGGGGCCGCGCUGUCGCUCAUCACCCUGUUGACCAUCGCCGGCAACUGCCUGGUGGUCAUCUCCGUCUGCUUCGUCAAGAAGCUCCGGCAGCCCUCCAACUAUCUCAUCGUGUCGCUGGCGCUGGCCGACCUGUCGGUGGCCGUGGCCGUCAUGCCCUUCGUCAGCGUCACCGACCUCAUCGGCGGCGAGUGGAUCUUCGGCAGCGUCUUCUGCAAUGUCUUCAUCGCCAUGGACGUGAUGUGCUGCACCGCCUCCAUCAUGACCCUCUGCGUGAUCAGCAUCGACAGGUACCUUGGAAUCACCAGGCCUCUCACCUAUCCCGUAAGGCAGAAUGGGAAGUGUAUGGCUAAAAUGAUCCUGAGCGUGUGGCUGCUGUCGGCUUCAAUUACUUUGCCGCCCCUCUUUGGCUGGGCUCAGAAUAUCAACGACAACAAAGUUUGCCUCAUCAGCCAAGACUUCGGUUACACCAUUUAUUCCACGGCGGUGGCGUUUUACAUUCCCAUGUCCGUGAUGCUUUUCAUGUACUACCAGAUCUUCAAAGCCGCCAAGAAGAGCGCGGCCAAACAUAAGUUCGCCGGUUUCCCCCGCCCCGAAGAAAACGAAGGGGUCGUUUCGGCGAACGGCAUUGCGAAACUGCACAAAGAAUCGGAAGAGUGCACAAAUUUUUCGCGGCUGCUUAAGCACGAGCGGAAGAACAUCUCCAUCUUCAAGAGGGAGCAGAAAGCCGCCACCACCCUGGGGAUUGUUGUCGGGGCGUUUACGGUGUGCUGGCUGCCGUUUUUCAUACUUUCCACUGCCAGGCCCUUUAUCUGCGGGACGUCUUGCAGCUGUAUCCCGCUGUGGGUCGAGAGGACAUUUCUCUGGUUGGGUUAUGCAAACUCUCUCAUCAACCCCUUUAUAUAUGCCUUCUUCAAUCGGGACCUGAGGACAACCUAUCGCAACCUGCUGCAAUGCAGAUAUAGGAAUAUCAACCGUAAGCUAUCGGCCGCAGGCAUGCAUGAGGCCCUGAAGCUUGCUGAAAAGCCAGAGUUUGUUCUGUAAGGUCAUUUUGCCUUUUUAUUACACUUAUUUGCUAGUUCUUUGUGUAAGCUUCCUCUUCCAAGUAACACCAAAUACAGAUAAGAAUGAUUGUGUCUGAUUGCAGAUUAUUCCUUUUUUAGUUGAAGAUUUCUGUCAGUCUUAUCCCAGUCUGUUGUGGCUUUCCCCUCAUAAAUCUGGAGAGAAUGCUAAGAAUUAGGGUUCCCUUUCUCUACCCAACUACAGUUGCCCCAGGAAGACAGAAUAACAAAUAAAUAAGUUUACCUGUGAGUGCUUAGCAUCAUCGUAGUAUUGGAUACCCCAGUACCAAAAUUCUUUGUAUUAAAGCAGUUGUAUGUGAAGAGGGUGGGGUUUUUUUUUUUUAAAGAUACUGAGAAUCUUAAUUUAGGAUCUCUGUUUGAAGAUCUUCUAGUGUGUAGCUAUACAAAACUGUGUUACUCCAAACUUGGUAGCUGCUUAUACUUUUUCUUUCUUUCCAGGAGACCAUAACCACAAACUAGCCGUCAGGCCUAAUAGUUGUGGGCACAUAGCUGUUGUUUUUAAAGCUCUACUUUGUGAUUGGAUGCUGCCAUUGAUUGGCUCCCAUUGUUAUUUCCUGCACUCCUCAGAUUACCAGCCAAAUCUGGUGAAUGAUCCAUGGAGCAUUUUGUCCGAAUGAUUAGGUGCAUGCCUGCUUGGUGUCUUCUAGGCAUAUUUUCCACUGUUUCUUGAAGUUUAAACUUGACAAUCGUUUAGAAAGCAUAAGCGUUUCGUAGGACAGAUGGACCCCAAAUAAACAAUGGUUUUGCUGAUCACAGCCCACGAGUGGAAUCUCAACAUUAUUUACUUUGGGGCAGCCCCAAAAACUUUUUUUAUAGAAUAAUAAGUGGCUUUGGGAUUGCCAGGUCCGCUGAGGCUAACUGUUGCAAAAGGUGCAUCUUUGAACCCUGGGACCUUGACCCAAAUCCUUGCUGAUCCUGUAUUGAAGUUGAGAAACUAACGAAAAGAAGCAGUGCUAUCUUGAGAGCUUUGAUACGUUACUAUUAUUUGAAAACAUUGGAAAGACAAACAUAGACAACAGGGUGAAUUGUAUAACUGGGGUGAGGAACUUUUGGUCCUCCAGAUGGCGUUAGACUCCAACUCCCAUCAGCCCCAGGCAGCAUGGCCAAUAGUAACCGAUGAUGGGAGCUGGAGUUCAGCAGGAGGGCCACAGAUUCCAUAGUCCAAUUGUAUAUGAUGUGAUCCAGACGGCCCUUUUAGGCAUGUACAAAUACAUGCACACUUGCAUUAGGGCAUAGAUAGCCAAUGCUGCUGACUACAACUCCCAUCAUCCCUGAUUAUUGGUCAUACUGCUCAGGGCUGAUGGGAGUUGUCGUCCAAAAAAUCUGAAGCUAUGACGUUGGCUUACCCCUGCACUAGGAUAUCAUUCUCUCUCUCUCUCUCUCUUCUUUUCCUUUUGGCAGCAGAACUUGGUACUCCGCUGGGCCAUUUCUGGUGCUACCCUGCAUUUGGGGAACAAUCUGUUCAGUAGCACAGUGGUCUCAAAAGCCUGACUGCACAUUCCAACUUCUCUGCACAGCCCUCUGCCCAUGUUGUGUAGUUAAAGGAACAGGAUGACUCCCUCCUCUGCUGUUAGUGGGAAUGAGGCCCGUGUGAUCUGUUCAGGUGUUUGCUCAGGUGGUCUAUUGGCAGGACUUUGCUGAGAGCAUCUGCUUCUUUGUAGGAAAAUUGGCCCCGUGUGCUCUCUCACUUAGCCAUAUUUCUAGAGAAAGGAAGUUAUUGUGCUCUCCCUCUCCCCCUUAUUGGGGGCAUGAAAGCUAUCAAGCGAAAGUAACACUAGGCAGCAGAACAUGAUGAACAAUGGCAGGAGUGAUGUAAGGGUUGUUGCUUCCAGAUCAUUUUUGUUUUAUGUUUUGCCCAGGUAGGGUUUCUUGGGGGUGUGGGGCAGGGGGAAUUUGCUUUUGUUUUGUUUUUCCCCCCCAUUUGGGGCGUAUAUUCCUAUCAGGAUCAGUUUUUCUCCCUUGAACUGAAUGUCUACCAUUAAGAUCCAUUAAGGGAUUUGCUUUUGCAUUGUGGUAUUUUGAUAUAUUUAUUUACUGUUGUUUUAUUGCAUUAGUUUUAUUUUAUACUUUUGUGCACUGCUCUGGAAUAUUUUGACGAAGGGUGG
Molecule: messenger RNA, 4288 nt
Organism: Zootoca vivipara (common lizard)
Lineage: Eukaryota; Metazoa; Chordata; Lepidosauria; Squamata; Lacertidae
Gene: HTR7
Product: 5-hydroxytryptamine receptor 7
Biological process (GO): chemical synaptic transmission; vasoconstriction; positive regulation of MAPK cascade
Cellular component (GO): plasma membrane
Molecular function (GO): G protein-coupled serotonin receptor activity
Source: RefSeq, a predicted model, not a curated record